This is a messenger RNA of Thermochaetoides thermophila DSM 1495, 3591 nucleotides long. RefSeq names its product putative transcriptional activator protein. The coding region runs from base 1 to 3591 and encodes 1196 amino acids. NCBI's taxonomy places the organism in Eukaryota, Fungi, Ascomycota, Sordariomycetes, Sordariales, Chaetomiaceae. Gene Ontology annotation, cellular component: SLIK (SAGA-like) complex; SAGA complex. The record is from RefSeq and is a predicted model, not a curated record. Gene Ontology annotation, molecular function: protein heterodimerization activity; structural molecule activity. The transcript has 2 exons. Gene Ontology annotation, biological process: regulation of transcription by RNA polymerase II.
AUGUCCAUCGCCAACGGCAACCAUCCCUGGCCGUCGCCAGGAGGCCCUUUUACGAACGGCGGGCCGCCCCGGACGCCCAGCGCCGCCCUCGACGCGCGCCCACACGAUGCUUCACAGACGACGAGUCUCUCCUUGAUGCCUGAGGCAUCUUCGGCAACUGACAUCAACAGCGACGACAUAGAUCACCGCCGUGCCCUCUUUGCCGACCUGUUUCGCCGUGCCGAUGAGCGCCUGAACUUGCUGUUUGACGAGCGCGGCGAGUACAAUUUGUCGGCCAUAGAGUCCUUCAAGCGCCCACCCUCCCCGCCCGCACCUUCCCUGCUACCUCCCGUCACCGACCACACCCCGAUCCAGGAGCCCCCACGAAAGCGCGCAAAACGUGUCAUUGACGAAGAUGACUAUGGCGAUGACGACGAGGAAGAUGAGGAUGAUAAGCCUGUUGACAAGAAGCCCCCACAACAGACCUCACAGCUUAGCAAUAAUGUCUUACUGUCCCCUUCCAAGACUAGCGAGUCCCCGGCGCACUCGAGCCCCAGCCCCGAGAAGCAGGCGCUUGAGAAGCCUCCGGAGACGUCGCAGCAGCAACUGGGUCAAGGACAGCAGCAGCCAAAAUCGACAGAAGAUGCGCGCAAGGAGCUCGAGCAGGCCCGCAUCGCCACUGAAGAGAUCGCCAAGCGCAGCUUUCACACCCUGUUCUACACUCUGGAACAUGACCGUACUGCCAUGCUGGAGCAGCAGCAGCUCGAAGAGUCCGAAAAACAGCUGCAGGCCGAAAUGGAUAAAGCUGGCAGCGGCAAUGCCCAGCAGAACCAGCCCGGCCAUGGCUCGCUCAGCAGCGCUAACCUGGGUGCUUCGAGCCUUACUCUCAAGCACCUGAUCGCCCGCAUUGAUCAGAAGCGUGAGCGUGUCCGCGCCUCCGACGCUGAGCUGCGCUCUCUGAUGAAUGAGGUGCGCAAGAACCGCAGCAAAUGGGCCAGCGAGGAGAACAUCGGACAGGAAGAGUUGUACGAGGCUCUCGAGAAGGUGCUCAGUGAGCUUAAGGCCCAUACCGAGUACUCGACGCCCUUCCUGCAGCGUGUCAGCAAGCGCGAGGCGCCCGAUUACUACACCUUUAUCAAGCAGCCCAUGGACCUGGGCACCAUGACGAAGAAGCUCAAGAGUUUGCAAUACAAGAGCAAGGCCGAGUUUGUCUACGACCUUAACCUCAUUUGGGACAACUGCCUCAAGUACAACCAGGAUAUGAACCACCCGCUGCGCCGUAUGGCCAAUGGUAUGCGCAAAGAGGCCGACAAGUUGAUCCCGCUGAUCCCUGACAUCACAAUCCGCUCGCGCGCUGAGGUCGAGGCUGAGGAGCGCCGCAAGCAAAACGGUGGCGUCGACGACGAUGCCGGUGACGAUAGCGACGAUGAGCCCAUCAUGUCGUCGCGUGGCCGCGUCGCUGGCACUAAGGGCACUUCGAACAAGUCGCGCAAAGCUCCAAAAGAAGGCACACCCGCUGCCGGCGAUCAAAAACCGGUUGUUCAGGUGAAUGGCGUGCAAGUUAAGGGCCAGCGCGAAGGUUCCGAGGCUGUCGAUGGCAGCAAUGGCUUGGGUACACCUCCUGUUGGCGGGUCAGCGACACCCGCGCCCGGUCUCAACGGCCACGGAUCCUCGCAGAACGCUGACGCCAUGGACGUCGACGGGCCCUCGAUCAACGGUAUGGCGCUGGUCGGUGAGGAAGCCGCUGAGCAAACAUACGAGGACGAGGCCUACAAAAUAUGGAAGCAGGUCACCAAAAAGGAUCGCGCUCUGAUCGCCAAGGAGCGCUACCAGCUCUUUGCCAACAAUAAGCUCAAUGUCGAAGAGCCUGCAUUGCUGCGCACGAAGGCUGGCAUGCGACGAUUUCUGAAGUCGCGGCGUGAGGCCGAAGCGCUGGGUCUCAUCAAGACUGCGUACUCUGAUUCUUCGGUCACGAGCAGCGCUGGCGCAAAGGAUGGUGUUGCGCCUAAGCCCAACGAAACACUUGCUGAGGGCAUGGAGGAAGAGGCUGAUCGCGCAGUACCCUCGUACUACGAACCGCAGACCAUCAUCCCGGAUAUCGACCCCAAGCUGCAAUGGGUUGAGGAUGGAGAGGGCCAGGUUAUUAAUCAGUUUGAGGAUAUGCUGCAACUCGUACCGCCCGGUCACUUCACGGCGCCUUCGAGCCGGUUGACGAGGAGGAUUGAUGCGAAUAUCCGCCAGAUGCAGGAAACACGGAAGCUGUGUUCCAAGAUUGGUGUGAUCAAGCAGAUGCAGAUCCAGACACAUCCCUUUGUCGAAGCCGACAUCGAACCCCACUAUAUCUCAGGCGAAGGCCCUGUCAUGGCCGGCGAGGUCUGCCGCUCCGCCUUACAACGCUCCGUCGCGAAAAUCUUCUACCACGCUGGCUUCGAAGAGCUCCAGCCCUCUGCCCUCGACUGCAUCACGGACAUUGCGAGCGACUAUUUUCAAAAACUCGUACGAACUUUCAACGUAUACCGCGAGGCCGAGAAGAAGCCGGCCACCGGGGCGGCCGCCGAGCGUGGUGCCCGGUUUGUGCCGCGAUUUACUCCCGAGGAGGUCAUCCUACAUACCUUGGAUGAGAACGGUCAUGAUAUCGAUAGUCUGGAGGCCUAUGCGCGCGAUGAGGUCGAGAGGCUGGGCAACAAGCUGGCGCAGAUUCAUGAGCGGAUGAAGGGCCACUUGGCAGACCUGCUACGUCCUGCUCUCGCACCAGAUGCUGGUGCCGAUGGCUCAGGAGCAUUCAAUGAUGGCAGCGAGCAGUUCGUUACCGGUGACUUUGCCGAAGAACUCGGCGAAGAUUUCUUCGGCUUCCGUGCACUGGGCCUGGACAAAGAACUUGGUCUUGACAUGCUCUCUGUCCCGCUGCACCUGCUGCAAUCCCGCGUACGUUCUCAGUACCAACUGCAGAACCAAGCCGGCGCUGGCUCCGCCGCAGCCGAUCUAUUUGAGCCUUUGCCUCCUCCGGAGCCUGUCACCAAAGAGAGUAUUAUGAAUGAGAUUGGACUUGUGCGCAAUUUCUUCCUGGCCAAGUUGCACGCGUCGGGUGACAAACCGCUCGUUGAGGACGAGGAUCUCCCGCCUAAGCAGAGGAAGGCACGUCCACGGUUGGGUGCAACAGGCAAGAUUGUUAGUCCGCAAAAGAGGAGCCCCAAGGAGCAGAUGGCACUGGCAAAGAAGAAGAAGAAGUUGGAACAGCAACAACAACAACAACAGGCUCAGCAGCAGGAACAAGGCAAGGGUGAUAAUAAGAAGGGCGCUGCCAAGACUGUAAGCUUGAGUCUGCCACAGCCAGCUGCUGGACAACAGGUGAAUGGGUUAACGUUGCCUUCACUUUCUGCUCCUAACCCUUCUUCUCAAGGAGGUGAAGUCAACGGUGAAAGUAUUGUCGUCAACACCUCUCUCAGCGAUACCCAGCAAUCCGGGGACGUGACCACAACACAGGGUGAGAAAGAUCUAGAGAUGGAGAUGGAAAUGGAGCUGGAGAAGGCUGCUGGCGACGAAGAUGGCAUGGAUGAUGGUGAUAUGGUGUUUGAAGCGGGGAUGAUGAGUCCGGAGAGCUUGGAGAGGUGA